AUGAUAUCUAUGAAAAGGACGGCACGUGAUGAGGUAGAUUGUAAAUCUAGGACUCGUAGACAUUCAAAGAAAUCAAAGUCAACUGAUUGUCCUUCCACAAAGGCGUCAGGAAUUAAUAUCGGUUUAGACAAGUCAAAUCAAACGUGUAGCGUUAAGAAGGAAUAUUCCAAGAAUGAAAAGCUUGGUCGUAAAUCAAAAAAGAGGAUCUUACAAAAAUCUAUUUCUGAGACCAAAGAGCUAACACAUGGGACACCAAAGUUGUUGCUUACCAGUCUACCAUGCAGUGUCAGCCAAACCAUUUUGAAGGAUAUUUUUCCAUCAGUUAUUCAUUUGAAUUUGCGUAAUACAGCUGGUUCGAAGCACGCGCUUUUAGACUUUUCAAGUAAUGACGAUUACUUAGAUGCUGUGAAUCGUUUAAAAUCAAUUGAAUUUGAUGGUGUCAAACCAAAUUAUCGAGCCAUCGUUGGAUUCACAGAAAAUGUAAUCCAGUCUAAUCUGUCAAGACAAUUUGUAACUAAUAGUCCUAAUUGUUUAAUCAUACGAAACUUGCCAUACUCACUAACUGCAACUGAGAUUAAAGAACAUUUCCCCAUGGCCAAUCGUGUUCAUUUAGGUGUAAAUAAGUUUGGAAUAUUCAAUGGUUCAUGUAUAUUAGAAAUGAAGAAUAAGGAAGAUCUUCAAAUUCUUAUAAAUGAAUGUAAACAUAAGUAUAUUAAUAAUCGACUGGUUAGAGCAAAUCUACAGUGUAAAUCCAAAUCGGAAUCAUCCAAAUCUCCCGAUGCAAGUAUGAGUUAUGGUUUGAAACUUAAAGAAGUACCCAAUGUGAUUGAAGAUGAUCGAAUUAAAGCAUUAUUUCCCGAAACAUCUUUGACUGGUUUAAGCUCGGCACCACUUAAAGAUUCCAAUACUAGAAAUGUGUUCAUCUUCUUCAAAAAGAGUGCCCAGCGUAAAGCGGCUUUUAAGAUGUUCAAGAAUGAAGUUAUCAUGGGUUAUCCAAUUUCCUGUCGAUUAUGGGUUCCUACUAAUCGAAGGCAUAAAUCACAAACAAAGAAUAUAGAGGAGAAAGUGAACGAUACAGUUCUAAAUUAUAACUUACCCAAGUCAAAUGAACUCGGUCAGAAUGAAAUAAAAUGGAAUAUGGAAAAAUGUAGGAAUAUGUUUUCAUCCUUUCCCAAGAAGUUAGUAUUUGAAUCUGAUGGUGAAUAA
Molecule: messenger RNA, 1206 nt
Organism: Schistosoma curassoni
Lineage: Eukaryota; Metazoa; Platyhelminthes; Trematoda; Strigeidida; Schistosomatidae
Source: the annotation of a GenBank genome assembly